AUCCUGACCGGUUUGUUACGUUAACAAUAUCGAUGUCCGGUACCAGUCGGUCAAAGUUUGAUCUCUCAAGGGUCAUCGCAUUUGAAAACAGCAGCCUUUCUUUUGGAGCGAAAUUUCAGCCUAUGUUUGGAGAGAAAAGUUUACGAGUUAAUCAUAAUUGUGGUCAAGAAUUAUUUCAAUCAACAAAAACUCUUAUGUCACAAUUGAAAACAGUUGGGAAAGUGAAUAUGACCUCUUUGCAAAUGGCAAAUAAUCGGAAGUAUGCACCAUAAAGUUGGAGUUUGUUUGGUUGGGCUUUGCUUUGCUGUUUCGAUUGGUUUUUUGUUGUUUACAGACCCGACAAAACUGCAAAACACAAAAGCACAGCCAGUGGAGGAAACUAAACAUGAACCAACAGACUCUUUGCGUAAUAAGACGCGCCCUCGAAAACAAGUGAAGAAUUCUCAGUGUUUCAAGGACCGAUUCGCGGACAUCCUUCUAGUGAUUAUCUACAACCAUCCUUUGUAUGACAGUGCUGAUCUACUGAGAGAAUUUUACCAGCCAGCAUUUCCAAAUAUCUAUUUCUGUGGUGAGAUAGCCAAUACAACUUUCAACGUGCAUGCUUCGCAAAUAAACAAAGGUAUAUACGGAUAUAAAUGCCUUGCUGAUGCUAUCGAAGCAAACCCGCAUUUUUCAGGAUAUCUUUAUAUCAAUGAUGACGUCAUUGUUAAUUAUUGGAACCUCGUUAAGGCCCGGUUCAACUUUAGCCACGUUGGAGUAUCAUCUAACCAGUUUGGAAAAGUUGACAUAAAAGAGGCCAUGCCAACGAAUUGGUACUGGUGGAUAUCACCGUAUGGUUUCUCAAACUGCCAGAAAUCUAUAAAAGAAAUCAGUUUAUUGAAAAAGCAUUCCCUAUUUUUUAAAAAUGCUGUCGAUAUGUUUGAUAUAAACGGAAAGGGCGAAAACUAUUGCCAUAAUGGCAGGUCUGAUAUUGUUUACAUCCCUCGUCAAGUUUCCAUGGCAUUUUAUGAACUUUCCAACAUUUUCUACAAGCACCACGUGUUCCUAGAGAUCGCGAUUCCAACGAUUCUUAGAUAUUUGAGCAAAGAGAAAGAGAUAUCAACAUUGCAUGGAAUGUAUUUGCCGGGAGACGUACGAAAGAAAGAUCCGCGAGUAACGGACAGUAGAUAUUUCUGGACUACAUACCUAAAAAGAGAGUCGUUAUGGUUCAUCCACCCUUUUAAGCUACAUCAUUACGAGGAUCAUAACAGAGACCUUAACAUAGAGUUGAUGAAGAGGAUAAUGAUUCGCAAAAGUACGGAGCUCACAAGAUGCUAAUGGAACUGUCAAAAUGAUCGAAUUUCUCAUGAUUCUAGGAUUCAAGGAAUCUGCUAGGACACAACAUGCUCGUUGUUGGUUAUCUAUCAUCAAAGAUUUAACAAUAUUCGUUAAUAUUUAUUAAACGUACAAUCUGUUUGCAUUGCUUUGCGUUAAUAACAAUCUUUUGAUGGCACAAAAUUUAAAAAUGACUUAUGACUUUAAAAUGACUUCAAAAAUGAAUAGGCCAAUCAGGAACGCGAGCACAUGACUGUCGAGGUUGCCCAGUCAGCGCCACUUGCCUAUAGAGAAUGUUACCAAUGAAGUCCUAAUGUGAAAACGAACACCUUCUGUCUGCAAAAGCGGUUUUUCGUGUUUAUGUAGAUAAUUUCCAAAAACUGUUAGGUAAAUUGUAGCAUGUUUCAAAAUGUUUGCUUUUUCAAACCCAGUGCGUUUAUAGUAAAUAAAUCAACCUCAAGGAAAAUUCGAUUCCCUUGCCUUUUGAAUCGUUUAGCAAAAACACAAACCCUUUUUAACAAAAGGCCCUAUAAUUGCGUUGGAACCUUAUGUAUGCACAAAAUUUAGAAAAAUAAUAUCAGUGAGAUUUGGGUCGGCAACUGCGUCACUCGUCUGGUUAGCCUAUUGGUGCAUAAAGGUGCAUUUAAUGUUACACAGAAUUUGCAACUUGCGAAUUUCAUUUCACUAUGCAACAAUUUAACCCAGUUUUAUAAAAGCAGCAGACUGGCCCUUCACUGCCAGAGGACAUUGGGACUCUAGUAAUAGCCAUCUACUGUAGCAUCCUUCUUGUCAUUUGCUGCUUCGUAAAUCGUACGUCCAAUUGUCUUAAUUCCAAAAAGCCAAUAUUCAAAUCAUUUUUAUGUUGUCCUCAUGCUUUUGAUUACCAGCAGAUUUAAAAUAUAAGUAUUUACUUGUGUGCUUUAGGUACAAAAUGGAAAGAUACUCUUUCAAUUAGAAAAAGUCGCAUACUUUA
Messenger RNA from Rhopilema esculentum, 2287 nucleotides. NCBI's taxonomy places the organism in Eukaryota, Metazoa, Cnidaria, Scyphozoa, Rhizostomeae, Rhizostomatidae. The record is from RefSeq and is a predicted model, not a curated record.